AUGUAUGACAACAUCUCUGAUUUCACAAGAUAUGAUGACGACCAUGACCCCGAACAUGGUGAAGAAGAAGUUUUACAAACAUCCAUUAAGACAGGAAAGGUUUUAACUCAAAGUCUCAUUAUUGACACCAAAGAUGGCGAAGUGGACGUUCUUCAAGAGCUGAAGAAAAAUACUUCUUCGGGAGGUGGUGGUAGGCAUGAACUUGAAAUAAAUGAGAUAGAAGAGAAAUUAGCCGAAAAAGCAGAUAAAGAACAUAAACACAAUAUCUCCGAUAUAAAUGAACUUCAAGCUACAUUAAAUAGUAAAGCGGACAAAAAUGAACUUGACGCAAUGAACAAAGUUUUGAAAUCUCAUAAACACAACAUCUCCGAUAUAAAUGAACUUCAAGCUACAUUAAAUAGUAAAGCGGACAAGAACCAUGUUCAUUAUAUAACUUCAGACGAACAGAUUAUAACGGACUACCAUGGAUAUUUAACACGAAGUGAUGAAGCGAAGACAAAAAAUGUUAAUGAAAGAAGAUAUAAAUACAUUCGUGCUAAAGGUUAUGACAUAAGCUGUACUGUACAGUAUGAUGUAGCUAAAGCACCAGAAGCAUUUGGUUAUACCGGUGAAAUUUAUGCCUCUACUUUCAAUGUUAACGGUGUAUUAGUUGAACCAAGAUUUAUGUUAAGAGUUAAGGCAAAAAUAACGUUUGAAGAUGCUAUUAAAAGUAAAGCUGACAAAGUUGAACUCGAAGCAACGAACAAAGUUUUGAAAUCUCAUAAACACAACAUCUCCGAUAUAAAUGAACUUCAAGCUACAUUAGACAGUAAAGCUGACAAGAACCAUACACAUAAAUCCUUCACUACUGUUAGAGCAGACGACAUAAUAUUGAACUUUGACCUUGGUUCAAGUGCACCAUUAGAAAAUCCAAGUACAAGCGUAAAAGAUACUCUUAACAGUUUAGAUAAGAGUUGCAGGAACAUUGAAAGUCAUGCCAGAAACUUUGAAGCACAUGAACUACCAACAAUGUUAGAUAAGAAAGCAGACAAAACUUAUGUGGAUGCAGAACUAACAAAGAAAUUUUCGAAACCAGAUACAAUGACAUUUACAACAGAAAUUAUAAAUGGUGAACCAGCAACUCCAUUUGAAUUUGUUAGAGGUCUUCAACCAGAUACUUUUGAAUUUUUCUUGGAUAAUUCUAUUGAACUAACAUUACAUUAUAAAAGUGGAACAAAUGCAACAUUUCAUCCGGGAGAUACAUUCCAAAUGGUAUUUAAUGACAUAAGUUCUUUAGAAUAUGUUUAUAGAGUUAUGAGCAUAUAUGAUUUAAUAUAUCCUAUAGGAGCUGUUUAUACGUCUAUGAAUCCAAUAAAUCCAAACACUUUAUUUGGUGGUAGAUGGUAUGAAAUAGUUGACAGUUUUCCAUUCUACACUAAUACUCAGUCAAUGAAGAUGGGAGGUUCAAAGAAAAUAGGUAUUGAAAACCUUCCUUCACAUAUGCAUAGGUUCAGUGGAAGAACAUCUGUGGAAGGAAACCAUUCACAUUCAAUAACAAAAAGAGGUUAUACAAAUCUUGCAGCGGGUUCGGAUAGACAGGGAAUGCAUAGAUAUGAUAUCACAACUGACCCCAAAGAUGUUAGCACAGGUAUUUUCUGUGGAACUGCAGGAAAUCAUACACAUGUUGUAGCUGGUAUUACAGACCCAGCAGGUAAUGGAAAAGAUUAUAUGCCUCCUUAUAUAACAAUGCACGCUUGGAUACGAGUUGGUUAA
Trichomonas vaginalis G3 is the source of this 1752-nucleotide messenger RNA. Its product is annotated as ATP binding. The record is from RefSeq and is a predicted model, not a curated record. Lineage: Eukaryota; Parabasalia; Trichomonadida; Trichomonadidae. Bases 1 to 1752 code for a protein of 583 amino acids. The transcript has a single exon.